Molecule: messenger RNA, 2544 nt
Organism: Priapulus caudatus
Lineage: Eukaryota; Metazoa; Priapulida; Priapulimorpha; Priapulimorphida; Priapulidae
Product: cleavage and polyadenylation specificity factor 73-like
Exons: 14
Coding region: 32-1879 (615 amino acids)
Biological process (GO): mRNA 3'-end processing by stem-loop binding and cleavage
Cellular component (GO): mRNA cleavage and polyadenylation specificity factor complex
Molecular function (GO): 5'-3' exonuclease activity; RNA binding; RNA endonuclease activity
Source: RefSeq, a predicted model, not a curated record
GCACUGGUAGGUUAAAUAAUUGCGAUUGAAAAUGGCGGCAUCCAAACGAAAGCCUGAUAACCAAAUACCGGAUGAGGAAUCUGAUUUGCUGACGAUAAGGCCACUUGGAGGAGGCCAAGAAGUGGGAAGAUCAUGCAUAGUACUGGAGUUCAAAGGGAAGAAAAUUAUGCUGGACUGUGGCAUACAUCCAGGCUUAUCGGGUGUUGAUGCAUUACCAUAUACUGAUCUUGUUGAGGCGGAGGAGAUAGAUCUUUUGCUGAUUAGUCAUUUCCAUUUAGACCAUUGUGGAGCAUUGCCCUGGUAUCUUAUGAAGACAACGUUUCGGGGACGCUGCUUCAUGACACAUGCUACUAAAGCCAUUUAUAGAUGGCUUCUCUCCGAUUACAUAAAAGUCAGCAACAUCGCUACAGAAGCAAUGCUUUAUACAGAGGAUGACUUGGAGAAGAGUAUGGAUAAAAUCGAAACCCUAAACUUUCAUCAAGAAAAAGAAGUGAGUGGAAUAAAAUUCUGGUGUUACAAUGCAGGUCAUGUGUUGGGAGCUGCCAUGUUUAUGAUUGAGAUAGCUGGUGUUAAGAUUCUCUACACAGGAGACUUUUCUCGGGUUGAAGACAGACAUUUAAUGGCAGCUGAGAUUCCAAAUAUACAGCCAGACGUUCUUAUUAUUGAGUCGACGUAUGGCACUCACAUACAUGAGCCACGUGAGGAGAGAGAGGCUCGGUUCACGGGCCUCGUUCACGAUAUCGUCAGCCGCGGUGGACGCUGCCUCAUUCCCGUCUUUGCACUCGGCCGGGCACAGGAGCUGCUACUCAUUCUAGAUGAGUAUUGGACAAAUCACCCAGAGCUGCAUGAUGUACCUAUCUACUAUGCCUCGUCACUUGCCAAGAAGUGCAUGAGUGUUUACCAGACCUACAUCCAUGCAAUGAACGAGAAAAUACGGCGUCAGAUUGCUAUCAACAAUCCUUUCAUGUUCAAGCACAUAUCAAAUCUGCGGGGCAUGGAUCACUUUGAGGAUAUCGGCCCAUCCGUUGUGAUGGCUUCACCAGGAAUGAUGCAGUCAGGGCUGUCAAGGGAACUGUUUGAAAUGUGGUGCACAGACAAGAGAAAUGGCUGCAUCAUUGCUGGCUACUGCGUAGAAGGCACCCUGGCAAAGUACAUCCUAUCUGAACCAGAGGAGAUACCGACCAUGACUGGGAACAAGUUGCCAUUAAAGUGCUCUGUCGAUUACAUCUCCUUCUCAGCACACACUGAUUACCAGCAGACCAGCGAAUUUAUCCGAGCAAUGAAGGCUCCACAUCUGGUGCUGGUGCACGGUGAGAUGAAUGAGAUGGGACGGUUAAAGGCCGCAAUUAUACGCGAGUACGAGGAUGACACAGAAAUCAACGUGGAGGUGCACAACCCACGUAACACACAGGCUGUAGAGCUCUACUUCCGGGGAGAAAAGAUGGCAAAGGUGAUGGGAAAACUAGCUCUAGAGAAGCCCAAACAUGGACAAAGAGUGUCUGGUGUUUUGGUGAAAAAGAACUUUAGCUACCAUUUACUCGAUCCUGCUGACCUUGCAAUGAAUUUGAAAGCAACCAAUGAGCUACUUUUCAUGACCUUGCCAUGUUGUUUGCUUGCAGACAUGCUGUCGACACCUAUGAAAGUCGACCGAAUGCACUUCAAGGAAUGCCUCAUCGAACUGCUGGCAGACAUGUUUGGUAAUGAGUGCCUAAGUAAAGUCUACAAGGCCGACAGGACACAGAUAACUGUAGAUGGGAAGACGGCCACCAUUGAUCUCGACACAUUGGAGGUCACGUGUAAAGAAGACGACGGACUACAGCAGAUGGUGCAGACGGCUGUCACCAAGCUGCACCAGUCCGUUACACCACUUACAGUAUAGCAGUGGCUGCCCUCUAGCCCGCUACCACACCAACGCACGCGGAGCAGUUAUAAUUAACUGUUAAGCAUCUCCCCAGAAACAGAUGCAGUUAGUCACAGUCGAAAACUAUUUUCAUGUCGUCAGUGGAUUUGUGUGAUAUGAUAGUUGGCCAUCUAAUCACCUGGGCAAAGUUCUGUGGAUUGAAACGCUGUCCACUAACUCCUCAUUAAUAAGUAACUAAAGUGCCAGUAGUAGUAGUAGUAGUGCGUUUUGCCAUGUGUAAAGCAUAGACGCGCUGAAGCCAACCGAAGCUGCUUCCAUUUAUCGACCAACAAACUUAUGGAUUGCUUGCAAUCACGUGACCAGCAAUUGUGACCGGUGACACGUCACAGAUUUCCCGUGCUUCAUGACCUCAUGGGUUCUAAUUGCUUUUAAUGUUCAAUGAACCUCUCUUACUUGAGCAUUACUUAGUUGCCUAUUAAUGGAAGCUCCAUAUAUAUUCCCUGUUUUUCCCAGUCUACUAUUUCUGAGAAGGUAGCCUACUUAUCUUGACUAUCCGUGCUAAAUAAAAGCACUGUGAUAAACCAAGCUAUUGUUAACAGUCCUCCAAUUUACGUGAUCAUGUAUGUAUAAACUAUUUUGUAAAAAAAUAUGGAAAAUAAAACAAGAAACAAAUUUAAUAGCAA